Messenger RNA from Opisthocomus hoazin, 736 nucleotides. NCBI's taxonomy places the organism in Eukaryota, Metazoa, Chordata, Aves, Opisthocomiformes, Opisthocomidae. The record is from RefSeq and is a predicted model, not a curated record.
AUGAGCUAUCGUUUCAUUACAGAAAAUCUUGGUUUCGUUUUUCCUUCCAACCAGGUGAUCACUGGAGGUCAUUAUGACGUUGACUGUCGUUUGGAAGAUCCUGAUGGCACUGUGUUGUACAAAGAGAUGAAGAAACAGUAUGACAGCUUCACGUUUACUGCAUCCAGAAAUGGAACAUACAAGUUCUGCUUCAGCAACGAAUUCUCUACUUUCACACACAAAACCGUGUACUUUGAUUUCCAGGUUGGAGAAGAUCCACCACUGUUUCCUAGUGAGAACAGAGUAACGGCACUUACCCAGAUGGAGUCUGCGUGUGUUUCGAUUCACGAAGCUUUGAAGUCUGUCAUCGAUUAUCAGACUCACUUUCGCUUGAGAGAAGCACAGGGUCGCAGCAGAGCAGAGGAUUUAAACACGAGGGUGGCCUACUGGUCAAUAGGGGAAGCCAUCAUUCUUCUUGUCGUUAGUAUCGGGCAGGUGUUUCUUCUCAAAAGCUUCUUCUCAGAUAAAAGAACCACGACAACCCGUGUUGGAUCAUAACUGGUAGUGGUAAUGCUUCAGGUCAUUGUGUGCUACUCAUCUGUAAAAAAUUACUGAUCUCCAGCUAAUUGCAGGUACAAAGGAUCUGAAUAUAUGCAACACUCACAUGUGUCUACCCUUCAUCCCUUAAAAAUCACAAAACAGACCCAAAAUGUUGUGAAAGAGACACCUGGUGAUCUUACAAAAAAAAAAAUGACAA